AUUUUAGGAAUCUGAUUUGCAAUUGUUGUUGACACAUUCAACAUUUGGUUGGGUAAUAAAGAGUGAAGACAUUGUUCCGUUGAGAGGAAACUGGACAGACUUUACAGACCCCUUUCAAGCACGUCACUUUUUUAUAUAUGGACUUUCUUACUAAUAAUGCUACUCGCAAGAAGGAACACGUCCGAUGGCCAGAUGAAACUGGGAGUGGUGUGUUAGAAGUAGUCCAUCUUAUUGAAAGUUUGGAGUAUGGCCUUCAAGAAGAAGAAGAAGAAAAUAUUUCUGAGGAAGACUUGUUAGAGAAAGAAGGAAAGGAAGAACCAAGGUGGGAAAACAACUCAAAAGGUGAAAAGGUAGCUAGGGCCACAAAGUAUGCCUUUGCUGCAAGUCUUGGAGGUGAAGCCUUCCCUGGCAAAUCUCGAUUAGAGGAAAUGGUGAGAGAAGAUAUGUUGAAGAGAGGACCUAUACACGAAGAAGUGGGUACCUUGGAAGCAGAAACAGAAGUGUUUGAAGAGUUUGUUUUGAGGCAACCGUCACACGUUUCAAGGUACAAGAGGACUGAGAAGGACGAUGUGCAUAAAAAGUUAGCGGAAGCGUUGGAAGAACUCUCUAUUGUUCGAGAUGAAUUGAUAAGUGCAAAUGAGAAAGUUGGCAUUCAACAAAAGAGGAUAUUCGAAUACGAAAGUAUCUUGAAAGAAAAGGACAAUGAAAUAAGUGGAUAUAUUAGAGAGAUAGAAGAGAAGAAUCGUAUUAUUGAGUUCUUAAUACGCAGGAGUGGAGAGUCCGAAAAUCUGAUGGCUAUGGUAAAUGGAAGAAGAUGGAGCGACUUGUUAGACACCAGAAAUAGUUUGACUAGUCGAAGGGAUAAAGUUCAUCGGGAGCUUAUUGACAGUCCACGUUCAGUCGCCUUAAUGGGUGGUCACUCACGUCUGGAGGAUUUGAGAAAUAAUACUGUUGGAGCGCCAGUUGUUCCUGUCGUUAAAGCUGCAGAAAGUCGAGAUAGUUUCACCAAAUCUGCAGUUUUUUCUUCGAAAAUUGGUGUUAAUAGACUUCAGGAACUUAAACACAAGUGAUGUAAAAUAAACAAGGAUUAUUAUUG
Galdieria sulphuraria is the source of this 1096-nucleotide messenger RNA. RefSeq lists its product as uncharacterized. The record is from RefSeq and is a predicted model, not a curated record. The transcript has a single exon. NCBI's taxonomy places the organism in Eukaryota, Rhodophyta, Bangiophyceae, Galdieriales, Galdieriaceae. Bases 138 to 1070 code for a protein of 310 amino acids.